AUGAGAGAAGGUUGUCAUAUAAAAACACAAGCGCAACUGGGUGAUAUAGGAUAUCAGCGACGCAGCAUAUGGUCAUAUGUGAAAAAGAAAAAAGGGUCAGAAUCAGCUAUGACAACUUUAAUCUUGGGUUUCAGUCUCCUGUCUGCAGCCUGUCUGAGUCUAGCUGUUCCUGCAGAGAAAACCAGCAGGAAGACAAGAGAUCUGAGUUUUGAGGAAUUCUAUCGACCAGGCCUUCCAGUUCAGUCAGCGCCUUCAGUUUAUUUUCUCGUGCCCGUGGGUCAGUACGGCGGACAGCAGCUUACUCCCUACAGAUUCCCGAGUCUCUUGCGCCCCUACCAACCUGCUUUCCACCCGUAUCCGUAUCAACAUCCGUAUCAGCAUCCGUUUCAACAUCCAUACCCACUCCCUCACGCUCACGCACAUCCACACGCCAUGGCAGUGCAGCCGCCCAUCAUCGUGCUGGAGAGAGUCCCCUCCGCCGCCAGCACCGCCGAGCCUCCCGCCACAGGCGCUCCUUCUGUGGGAGGAUGA
Puntigrus tetrazona (Sumatra barb) is the source of this 531-nucleotide messenger RNA. RefSeq lists its product as uncharacterized. NCBI's taxonomy places the organism in Eukaryota, Metazoa, Chordata, Actinopteri, Cypriniformes, Cyprinidae. The record is from RefSeq and is a predicted model, not a curated record. The transcript has 4 exons. The coding region runs from base 1 to 531 and encodes 176 amino acids.